Molecule: messenger RNA, 1566 nt
Organism: Cucumis melo (muskmelon)
Lineage: Eukaryota; Viridiplantae; Streptophyta; Magnoliopsida; Cucurbitales; Cucurbitaceae
Exons: 4
Coding region: 1-1566 (521 amino acids)
Source: RefSeq, a predicted model, not a curated record
AUGGUUAAUACUCGCAAGGGUUCCUACAUGUCGCAACCAUCUGAAGAUGCACCUGAGGUUAUAAUUUCAUCACCUUCUGUGCGACAGGUGAAGGAAGAGGCCUCAAGUAAGUUGCAUGAAUCAGUGCUGUCUGAGUCUGUGCCUGUAGUGGGUGAGUCUUCUGUUCCUGCUUCUUCUGUCGUACAUGCACCUCGAGUUCCUACGACUAAUGUGUCAGAUAUGGAUUCGGAUGACCGGGAUGAUGUACCUUUAGCUCGAUUGUUGAAGAAGACCUUGAUUCUAUAUGUUUCAGAUAAACUUCCUGUUGAUCCCCCUAGCUCUAUUCAUUCACAAGAAACUCGUUUCCCUCCUGCAUCGGUACGUCCAUUUGCUUCGGUUCAUUAUCAUGAAUCUGUUCCUGAUGCUGUUCCUGGUGAUAUUUUUGCUGCACCUGUACGUCAUCCAAAUGAUCGCCAAGUUGAGGAUGAGGUGAAGCCUCAACACCCUGAUAUCGGCACUGAAGAAGUUCCUCUGAAUGAUGAUGAAAAUCCAACUAUUCUUUCUGCUUCUACUGAUAUACUCGCCGCAUCUAAGCCAGCAGAAAAGCAAGCUCAACAAAAGAGGCGUAAUAUAACUACCAAAACUGGCAGGAAGAAGAUUCCUCCAAAUAUUCCUUCUGUCCCCAUUGAUGGAAUAUCCUUUCAUCAUGAAGAGAGUGUCCAACAUUGGAAGUUUGUGGUGCAACGAAGGAUAACAUAUGAGCAUAUUAGGGAGUUUAUAGUUAAUUUGCCUGAUGAUUUUAAUGAUCCAAGUAGCCUGGAUUAUCAGACGGUUCAUAUUCGAGGGUUCAAAUUUGUGAUUUCUCCUACUGUGAUUAACGAGUUUUUAGGGAAUGUUAUUGAUGUUGGCUGUUCUCCAUCGUCUCCUUCCAAUGAUGUUCUGGCUUCUGUCUUAUCUGGUGGGACAUUGUCCACUUGGCCUGUAAAUGGAAUUCCUGCAAUCGCUCUCAGCAUCAAAUAUGCCAUUUUGCAUAAGAUUGGCAUUGCUAAUUGGUUCCUUUCCUCUCAUGCCUCCAGUGUAUCUGUUGCCUUAGGAACAUUUCUGUAUCAAAUUUGCAAUGAUGAUAAGGUGGAUACGAGUGCAUUGAUUUACAAUCAGCUGUUACGACAUGUUGGCUCAUUUGGGGUUAAGAUUCCCAUUGCUCUUCCGCGACUUUUCUCAAAUUUGUUACUACACCUCAAUGGAGCUGUGCUCACUGCAGCUGAUACUCUUGGACCUGACCCUAAAACAUUAACUCUUAGUUACAGACUCUUUCAGGGCAGUCAUAUGCCUGAUAUUGAUCGUGAUGUACAUCCAUCUCAUGGCCCGCGCGUUUUCGACACUAGUGACUGGGAUGAGUCUGCUGAAGGUUUCUUUGUUGAUCAUGAGUUAGCUGCCCGCAUUGUUAAUGCUCUGACAGCUAAAUCUUGUGCUUUAACUAACUCCAUCAAUCUGUUGUCUGAACGACGGUUGGAAAUCGAUGCCAUCAUUCGACACUUAAAGACCUUUGCUCCAUCUACUAGUUGUAGAGAAUCAGCUACUGAUUGA